AGCAGGGGUUUAAGCUUUUGUAUGCUGCUGACAAAGGCCAGCAGCGGAGAAGUGAAGGACGGAGGAGGAGGAGGAGAGCUCUUUUCGUUACAAAAAUUCGCCUGUACAGCCCACAUUAGAAGGAGAUCAGCAGUUGCAUGGGACGAUGGAAACCACAAGGCUCCGAUUGGAGUUCACAGAUAAAGAGGGCAUUUUGAGCCAGUCCCAAAAAUCAGAGGGGCUUCAACGGUGCUGGCUUCUCCUUAAACCCCACCACCACAAAACCAUCGCUGACCUCGCUGCUUACAUUCUUCACGCUUUUCAACUUCAACCCUCUUGCCCUCAUGGCCUCUCUCCUCUACAUGGGUGGCUACGUGUUACCAGAAAGGACUCACUUGGCUAUUCGGGAACCAAUCCAAUCAAUUUAGUUGCGGAAAUGGAAGCUGUGGAGCAGCAACCUGUAAAUACUGGAGCACUGCUUUUAGCAAAUGAGGAAUUCGAGAAGGAAACUGGAGGUUAUCAGACAAGAUGGUGUCCAUGCAGCAAAGGAGAGUACUCACAAACAGAAAAGGUACCUGAGAUCAAGAAGAAAAAUGAAAGUGAUAAUGCUGAACAAGGUGAUGGAAGUAUUGUGGCUUCACCAAAUAUGAAGAGCAGUGACCCGACUCAAAAAAAUGGAGAGGAGACUGAAAAAGUAUCUGGGGGAACAAAGAAGCUCCCUAGCAGAAGUGCAAGGCGCAAAAAAGCUAAGAGGCGGUGGAUACGUGAAAUGGCCAAAAUUCAGAAGAAAGAUACCAUUUCUCAACCUAAGGAAAUUCAAAAUUGGAAAAAGAAACCAGUUAGAGCUGAAGUGAAGAAGUACAACAACUGGAAACAGAGACCAGCCAAACCUGAUGUAAAAGAAGAUGAUGGCCAACCAAAGGGACUGCUAUACUGGAAGCAGUGGUCUGGAAAAGAUACAAAUACUGAUAAGAGAAAACAUGGAGAGGCAACUCAAAAUGGCAGUGCAUCUGAGCAAUCAAAUCAGAAGAAAAGCUUGGAUGAUGAAGUUGUUCCGAUUGUAAUUAGGCCUGAUCAAGCUGAGGCACAAAAUCAAGUCUCAGAGGAAUCUUUCCAGUGGAAUGGAAUCACCAGCAAAAGAAAGGGCCAAAAGUGGGGAACUGAGAAAAAUUCAUUUUCCAGGAGAAAUGAUUAUAAUAAUGCCAACAGAGACCGUCCUGUGACAUUAAGUGCCCCGAAAGAUGUACAUUUGAAUGGACCAAUUGAUUUUGAAAAGCUUCCUCUCCUUUCCUAUAUGCCAAAGGUAGGUGAUGUGAUCGCGUAUCGCUUACUUGAGUUGUCGUCAACCUGGACUCCUGAAAUUUUCUCCUUUCGAGUUGGGUAUGUCUCAUGGUGUAGUUCAAAAUCUGAUAAACUCAUUCUGAUGCCAGUCCCUGGGUAUCCAGUUACUACAAAGAAUGCGGAUGAAGAACCUGAUAAGCAGCCAGAUGACUCCCUUUACAAAGAAGAUGGAUCUUUGAGGUACUUUAAAGCUGAAGGACCACAGUUUAAAGCUCCUGUUGCUUUUAUUAUACUAAUAACUGUAUGCAUAAACCUGCAGAUAGGUUUUGCAACUCUUAUUGAUGUUCGUGUUGUCAAAGAUGGCCAUGAAGGUUCAACUGAAGCAGUAACUGGUGAGGCAAAUGGAGGUCCUGCAGCUACUGAGAAUGCUACAGUUUCUGAUCCACCUGCCAAUAAUGAGACACAAAUAGAUGCCCCUGCCCCCGGGAGUGGAGAAGCAAAUUGUGGGAAACAAAAAAGUGCCUCAGGCUCAGAAAAUGGAGGAAACAUAUGGGAGCAAUUGAGUGAGGCUUUGAAUGCCAAGAAGGAAGAACUCUCCCAAGGAAACUCUUGGGAUAAGGCCAGUUCAGGGAAAAGCUCGUGGUCCUAUAGAGCCUUAAAAGGUAGUGCCCUCGGCCCAACAAUGGCUCUGUUGAGAUCUAAAAACAAGUUAUGAGAUGAAGAGAAGGCAAGUUGGGGAUAAAUUUUGCUAUGGCGUUGCUUUUCCCCAACUAUUUUUGUUAAGUCUGGCUUGUGACAUUUAGCCUUUGUAACUUCUGAACCUGCAUAUAUUCGGUUGUGCUUACCAAGCUGAAGCCUACUGUGAAUAUCGCAUUAGAAAUUCCCGCUUUCUUCAUCUAUGCGAACCUUUAUUGGAUCACUGCUUUCCUUGAUAAUGUGUACCUGGUGCUAAUUAACAUCACUUUUGAGGUCAUUUGCAUUCUGGAAAAA
Messenger RNA from Coffea arabica (coffee), 2250 nucleotides. Lineage: Eukaryota; Viridiplantae; Streptophyta; Magnoliopsida; Gentianales; Rubiaceae. The record is from RefSeq and is a predicted model, not a curated record.